UCUUGACUGGGUAAAGAUGAAGACUACACUCACUGUGCUCCUCAUCAUCCAGCUCUAUGGACUCGCCUCAUGUGCCAUUAAACAACAUUACUUUAUAGAUCAGAUGAAGACAUGGGAUGAAGCACAACAAUACUGUAGAACCAACUAUCAUGACCUGUCCACCUUCAUCAAUGAGAUUGAGGAACAUCAGUUUAAAAAAGAUUCAGAUGCUCAAACUUCUCGUGCCUGGGUUGGACUCUACAAACAACCUGGAACCUGGACGUGGGCAACAGGUGAAGUUGCAACACAAAUCAGCUGGGAUGAUGAAGAACCAGGCAAUGAUUUCUGUGCUUUUAUAGAGAAAAACCAUAUGAAACUUCAUGAUGAUGUAUGCACUACUCCUCACACCUUCUUCUGUAUGUAUGAGUCUGUGAAUACUGUGACGGUUCAGCAGUCUGAGAGCUGGGAGGGAGCUCUAGAAUACUGUAGACAUCAUCAUGAUGAUCUGGCGUCUCUGAGCUCAAGCAGAAGCAUGACUGAUGCUCUCAGUAAGAUCACAGGAGCUCAAACACAAUACGUGUGGAUCGGUCUGCGCUUUCUAGCAGGUGGAUGGUUCUGGAUCAGUGGAGAUGAUCUUAUCCUCAAUGUCUGGUCUUCAGCUGGACCGCCUCAAUGUCCUGCCCAAAACCAACACUGUGCAGCUCUGGACAAGAACACAAAGACCUGGACACCCAGAGACUGUGAGGAGAAGCUCAACUUUCUGUGUUUUUAGAGAGCGUCGGACUGUCUUGGACGCCGCUGCUGGACUACUUUUUGGGACUCUUGGAAAACUUUUCAGCCUAUUAUGUUUAUAACACUUGCGUAACAUGGCUAUCCAAGGAAAUGUG
Triplophysa rosa is the source of this 866-nucleotide messenger RNA. RefSeq names its product L-selectin-like. Lineage: Eukaryota; Metazoa; Chordata; Actinopteri; Cypriniformes; Nemacheilidae. The record is from RefSeq and is a predicted model, not a curated record. The coding region runs from base 17 to 751 and encodes 244 amino acids. The transcript is spliced from 2 exons.